CUCACUAAUGCAUGUACGUCUAUGUACAAAGUGGCACCUCAGUACCAUAGUACGAUUUUGUCACGAUACCCUGAAAAGGAUGUACAUCAAUUACAUAGAGCCUGCAGACAACAUGACCCAGUUGUCUAAGAAACCUAGGUACAUAUCAACUCCACCAUCAUCGGCCCCACCCGCCCCUUUCCUUUAUCAAGCUAUGAUUGGGUCUUUGAGUAAAAAUUUAUGCGCGAACCCUCACUUUACGCAUCUUUGUGCAAAUACGAACCAGAUGUAACCAUACUUUCUCCAGUUACCCGCACCUCACUUUCUUUCCAGGCUCUCCGUCAGAUUCUUCGCAUCCUUAAUCUGGUCCUUACUUUGGUCAUUCGUUUCUCUCUCUCAUCACCCUAUUAUAUCCAUUCCUAAUCCAUCAUUACAUUUUCCUUCUUUUUCCCCGAGGUUUUCAACUCUGCCUCUACACCUUACGCUCUUUUACCCAAUUCCCUAUUAUCCGCGCAACGUUCGGAUAACACAGUACAGCAUUUCGCGUUGAGUGAAUAUCCGACAACGAAACAACUGGGUCUGACAGGCAAACCGUGCUUCAGAUUUAAAAUUAAUAUUCCCAUCGCCCAUCCACGUGGACACAUUAAACUUCAUCUCGAAUAAAACCUUCAAAAGGGGAGGGACGGAUACACCCAUUAGUUUCCCACCCUUCCACCCAUUUUCGACCCAUUCCAGUAUUAUAGUAUUAUUAUACUUUACUAGUCGCCAUGCAUUCAACGCGACUUAUCCAUCUAAUGAUGGCGGCACUCUCAGUGACCGCUGUCACUGGAGUAGCUUGGCUCGAUAAUCAGCACGCCGGCGCAGGUCAACUCGCGGUCAGGGCGGACAUCAUCUCAAUUGGUCCUGAUCUCACCGCUGACUCUACCACCGAUGCAUCCGCUGCCGAUCCAACCACAUCCAGUGAUGAUGCAACAGAUGAUUCGACGACAUCAACUCCCGCGGCAACUACGUCUAAUACCCCUACCCCAACUACCUCUGAUGAAUCCACUCCAACUCCUACAACAAGUGAUGCAUCUACCCCAACGCCUACGACGGCCGACAACACAACCCCGACUACGGGAGGAACAACGGCGACGACGCCUCCGCCAACUACGGCUCGCACAACCCCUACGACCGCGGCCCCGACUCCCUCGGAGACAUCCAGCGAUGGCAAUGGCGGCAGUGGCGACAACAGCAGCGAUGACACAACCGAAGUUCCUCGCACCACGCCACCACCUGUUACGUCUACUUUCAUCACAGUAAUUACUUCUACUGACGCAGCCGGGCAGACCCAUGUCAGCUCAUCUUCUAGCAUUAUCGUGUCGACACCUUCUCCUGUUGCUGAUACCAGCGGCGACGACAGGGAAUCUGGAAUGAGCCCACAAGUUAGAAAUACGAUCAUUGGUGUUUGUGUCGGUGUUGGUGGCGCGAUCGUCCUGGCAGCUGCGGGUGUACUAUUCUGGAGACUUCGUAACAACAGGCGAAGCCAGGAAGAGAACGAGGAACUGGUCAGCUACGGUGAUGGAUUCGGAGGUCCCGGAACCGCAGAGAAGUCGGAACCUAGCGGUAGUACCGCCGGCCGCAGCCCAUUCCAGAGCACCCUCGAGAGCUACCACGCGCCGACGCAAACAAACGCUGCAUCUAACUUCUAAGCGGGGACAAUAUACGUUAUCCCAAUAACAAUCUCGUCUCCUAUUGAUUAUGCGGCAUUGUUUUGGUCCCGCCGGCGUUAGGGUUGAAGGUAUUCAUUCGCAUGGCAUCACGUCAUUACGUUGCCCGCAUUUUCAUAAGCCGAUAUCCACGAGGAAUAGAAAAAUAUCCCCUGUAUUUUCAAGUUACGACGUGUACUAGAAGAAGGCGAGGAGGACCACGUAGUCCCACGAGACCACGCGCAAAGUUAGUUGUCUAAUUGCAGCAGCUCUGGUUAGAGGCGGCAGAUAGACUCGGCCGAGCACUGAAAGGGGAAGGAAGCUCUACGACGCGAGUCCUACGUAGCUGAGAGAAAUUAAAGGAGAGUGUGAAUCUUUGUAUACAGCUUCGUAAUACCAGCUUCUUCGAUUCUGCAAAAUUAAAGUAUAUACUCAUUGAUGCAAAA
Daldinia vernicosa is the source of this 2113-nucleotide messenger RNA. RefSeq lists its product as uncharacterized. NCBI's taxonomy places the organism in Eukaryota, Fungi, Ascomycota, Sordariomycetes, Xylariales, Hypoxylaceae. The record is from RefSeq and is a predicted model, not a curated record. The transcript has a single exon. The coding region runs from base 747 to 1670 and encodes 307 amino acids.